Molecule: messenger RNA, 2715 nt
Organism: Leishmania mexicana MHOM/GT/2001/U1103
Lineage: Eukaryota; Euglenozoa; Kinetoplastea; Trypanosomatida; Trypanosomatidae
Exons: 1
Coding region: 1-2715 (904 amino acids)
Source: RefSeq, a predicted model, not a curated record
AUGAGCCGCGUGUCUUUGCAGCGGCGACCACAUUCGUCGGCGCCAGGCGAGGUGAACGGCGUCGGUGCACCUGUGCCUCCAAAUGUGCGUCAUGCGCCACCUCGCCGCAGGGCGUCGGCAUGCUCGUUGUCAGCGGCGUACUUCCCGACGCAGGCGAGCCUGUUUCGCGACUCGUACGGCCUUCCUUUGACCUGUGCUGCAGUGUCAAGUGGGCACUCCUAUCAGUCCCCGCACACCCGGCUGCAUGCCUACGCGAACGGCGGAAGCCGAGGCGUCAGCCCGCGCUACCACGACGUAACGUGUAGCCCCGGUGCCCGGCGGCCGCCACCACCUCCACGGCGGGCAGUCACGGCAGGAGCAUCCGCAGGACGAUCUCGCGCCGCGAAUGGAAGCGGUGCCGCGGACGCGGUUGUGUUUCAGUACUACUCGCAGCAGCGCCGAAAGCGAGGGCAGCUGCGGUCUCAGUCUUCUCUCCACGACUUUGAGGUCGUUGCCACACCAGUGGGCCGGCAGUCAUCCACGUCGAGCGGCGGUGGCUAUUCCGCACCUGCAACACCGGCUGGUGGGAACGCAGAGGCCUCAUCUCUCCCGCUGCCCUCUCGCUGUACCAGCCGCCCCCCUGCGCACGAUCGUGACGCGGGCAUCCACGCGCGCUUGAAUCGCCCACCCUCAGCGUCACCAUUGUCUAUGGAGCAAGAGAGCGUUAUCCACGACACGUCGACCUCGCUGAUUCCUCUCAUGCCGCCGAUGGACGAGGGCAGCUGGCCUGUGCAGCUUUCUCCUUCUCAGCACCAGCAGUGCGAAGCGAUGGUGCGGCUGCUGGCACAGCUCCCAGCGGCGCAGGCGCACCGCGUCCUUCUCGCUGCGAUCCGCCAGUACGAGGCACAGCGCUUGCUCCAGUACUACGGUGGCGUGCAUGCAUUGCCUGGGACUGAUAGCUCCCCGCGGGUGAUGCCACGAACCCCGUCAAUAUCAUCGCUGGCAUCGUCCCCCGUCAAGGUGCCGUCAGCAAGGCGGCACGACGACGGCCGGUCCGCUCUCUUUGAGGCACUGCGAGCACGCCUCGAUGACAUGCAACGCGCCGAUCUGGCUGCACAGGCCCUCGCGCCUUUCGCCGCGGCAUCCAGUCACUGGCAGCGGUGGGGCGGCAGCCGAGCGGACAGACCGGCAAGUGGGCAGUCGCAUGUCAGCCGCUUCAUCAGGGCCAGCCCGCCCACCAUUUCCCCUCCCACAGCGGCGCGACGCCCGUACCCGGUGCGCCGACAAACGCCGCAAGACAGUGCAGUAAGGCAGCGCCCCGACUCCGUCGACGCCCGCGCACCGCGGCAGCUCCGCAGUCGUGUUCUGGCGAGUCGCGUUGCCAAACCGCGCACCCGAAACCCCGAGCAGGGAUGCCGUAGGGGCAAGAAUGGUGCUGCGCUUCGUGACGCGUCGGCUUCAUCGCAGAGCCACUCUACGCCGCUGCAGCAACAGCAGCACGACUUCAUGAAGACGAUCAAGCCCCCGCAUCGCCAUGGGUUGGCUGGAGCAGUGUUGGUGGAACCCGGCGCUCCUGCUGAGGCAGCACCUGUGGCCCAUGACCGUGAUUCUGGUGGUCGUGUUGGUAUGCCACCAGGUGCACAGGUAACAGCAGUCUCAGGGUGCUUCAAAGAGGCGAGAGAGCAGGGCCUGUACAAGCCCGCAUCGACGGCGAAGCGCAACGACGGCUCGCUGCCACCGCCCUUGCUCGCUUUCACCGUUGCUGACGAGGACAUGCCUGACGCCAGUGUCGGUUGGCCCCUCGCCGAAGGCACCGCUCUCUCUCCUGGGGCCGCUGCGGCAAGGCGGGCAUACUUGGAGCAACAGCAGAAGGAACAGGAGCAGCGACAGCGAUCUUCGUCUCUCUCAAGGCCUAGCGGGGGUGCGGAUGACGGGGAGCAGUCGGAGCCGCUGCUGGAACGUGUGCGGCGCUCGCAUGUCACACAUAACGAUAGCGACGCAGCGUGCCGCUAUCCGGGAAGCAGUCCAGAGGAUUGCUUUGGGUCCAACUCUGGCAAACGCGGCGCGGCCUCGCCAGGCAGCGUCUCCCUCGAAGACUCGGUGCAGCGGAGCGAGGGGCUGAGAGGCUCCUCGGUGCCGAGUGUGAUCUCAGCACCUCUGACGGGGGCUUUAGCGACCCCGCCGCCGCCGAAACAGAUGCCUGGCGUGCGUGUGCCCACGCGAGCGGUGACGGUGGACUCAGCAGGCGAGUCCGCAGUCUUCAUCACAGAUUUCACUGGCGCAUCGACAUCGGCGCUGUGUGAUCCCAAGGCGCGGCCCCACGAUGGCAAGGGGAGCGACGACGCUGGCACACCGGGUGCGCCACCAUCCAACGGCGGCGCAUUUUGGGGGGAAGGCUACGCGACUGCGGAGGUGGGUGGCUCCUCGGAGUUGGACGGACAGAAUCGAUAUCACGAGGGUGGCAGCGGUGCUGACCACUCCACGCCGCCACUCCAAGGCAAACGUGCGGAGGGACUCGAUGGCCAGUACCUGUUCUCCUCUGCGGCCCAGUUUGAAGAUAGCAUCAUCACUGCUUCCUCGAUCAGUUCAGAGCCUUUCUUGCCAGAACAAGCUGCCGACAACAACUGCGACGGGGUGACAGCACUGACGGUUCACUCUGCCAGUAGGUCGGCAGCCGCAAGAUCACGGGCAGCCAACAAGUCGUCUGACGAGCUCUUGCUUCCCUGGGAAAUCUAG